GCUUGCUCGCAAUUGGAAUUGGACGCACUCAACGGCUUACGGCAGUGUUCGCGCUAACGUCGUCGUAGUCGCUCGUUCGUGGUCGCGCCUCUGAUAUAAUAUCUCGUCGGCCUUGGUAUCUAUUUUGAUUCGUUGUGGUGCGACACGCACUCCGACCCACGUAACACUAUUAAACAACAACACAACAAUGUCGACGGCAAUAGAAAACAGUUUGUCAGUAGACACUCGCGUCAACGGUCACGCGGGAUACAUCAAUGGCAACAGUACGAGCAACGGCACUCCGACCAACUGCACCUGGGAGCAGCAGUUCUUACCACCCCCACUGCAGCUUGAUGACAGAGCACGAGCUAUUAAGAUAGACUCCCGACUCGCCGGUCUGAUGCUUUGUGGGGCGACGUUGCGACGUGUCGGCGAGGUAUUCUCGCGAGAAAUUGAAAACGGCCUGCGCGAACGACCUUCUAGUCUCCAAAUGGAAAAUACAUAUGUUCCUGAGCUUCCCGACGGAACCGAGGAAGGCGUGUUCCUGGCACUCGAUCUCGGUGGUACUAACUUCCGCGUGCUACUUCUGGAGCUUCAAGCUGGUCAACUCGUCCGAGAAGAUGUAAAGCAGUAUCAUAUCAGUGACGCCUUGCGCCUCGGACCAGGUGAAGAUCUAUUCAACUUCCUGGCUGACUGCGUGCAGGAUUUCUUGCGCACCGAAGGCAUGGAGAAUGAUGAACUAUCCCUAGGAUUCACAUUUUCGUUUCCGAUGAAGCAGCAUUCGAUAUCAUCGGGCGAGCUCAUCACGUGGACCAAAAGUUUUAAAUGCGGCGGUAUGGAGGGCGUGGACGUGGCGGCGCUGCUGCAGCGCUGUCUGCACGCGCGCGGCCUGCGUGUCACCGUGCAAGUGUUACUCAACGACACCACGGGCACGCUGGUUGCAGGCGCGCAGCUCGAUCCUGCAGUUGUGAUCGGAGUUAUAAUGGGCACGGGCUCCAACGGCUGCUAUAUGGAACGCGCGGAGCGCGUGCAGCACUGGGAGGCUGCACAUGAGCGAGUGCAGGACGUGUGUGUGGACAUCGAAUGGGGCGCUUUCGGGGACAAUGGCUGCCUCUCUUUCUUACGUACUGAGUUCGACAAGGAGGUCGAUGACAAUUCUCUCCUCGCUACAUCGUUUACUUUUGAGAAGUACAUCGGCGGCAAGUACCUAGGAGAGUUGCUGUGCGCGGUGCUGAGUGGGCUGGCGCGCGACGGGCUCUUCCCCGCAAUCCCUGCGCGCGGCUCGCUGCUGUCUGCACACGUCAGCCUCUUCGAGGAAGAGAACGUGGCGGGCGUGUGCUCGCGCACGGCGGAGGCGCUGCGGGACGCGUGCGGCCGCGCCGUCUCGCGGCACGACGCGCUCGUGGCGCAGCACGUCGCCAGGGUCAUCUCCAACCGCGCCGCGCAGCUCGUCUCUGUCUGUAUCGCGACGCUGUUGCAUCGUAUGUCGCGUGCGCACGUGUCCGUGGCGGUGGACGGGUCGGUGUUCAAGCGCCACCCGCGUAUCCGCACGCUGAUGGAGAGGUACAUCGCGCUGCUCGCGCCGAACCACAAGUUCACGCUGCUGGGCGCCGAGGACGGCAGCGGCAAGGGCAGCGCGCUCACCGCCGCCAUCGCCGCCAGGAUCGCGGCGCGCUCGCUCUAAGUCUUACGGGCGUUUUGACCAUCGCGCUCGUUCAGAAAUAAGAAUUGUAGUUAUUUGAGAGGAGGGAGAGAGAGUUAUGACCAAUAUAAUGUCCGCAUUUUCGUAUACACGUCCAGUGACAUCGCUUUCGUCUAAUGUCUUAAACAUUGAUCUUAAUUCUGACCGCUCAUUGGUCGCCUAUUGGGACAUCAGUUCGAUCCACCAAUGACGGUUCAAAUUCUGAUGAAUUGAUCUGACUUUGAUCAGCGUUGAAACAUUUAGAUCACAAAUGAAUUGGUUACUAUGCAACCAUAGAGUUACAUAUUGUUAGAGCUGCAUAUUGCUAGCGAUAUUUCCUUAUUUUUCGAUAGCGAUAGUACUAUUGUUUAUUUUAUUCAUGUAUCUGUAUAAAAAAAGACAUGUAUUUGCAUACGAAAUAGUAUGUAAAAUGUACACAUUAUAACUUUGUAAAUGAUUUGAUAUCGUCUGUUUUAAAGAUUCUACUUGUAUUGAAACCACUAAUUCUUAAACAUUUUUAGGAAUGACGAUAUUUAUGGUUCUUAUAUUAAUUUUCCUUAAUGUAUAAUUUGAGAUUCCAAACGACCUCUGUCCCGAGGGUGUCUCCUGUGUGAUCGCACCGCGACUCAGGUCGUGUGGUCGUUACGAUCUUUUUAAAUGACAAUAAUUUCAAUUUUCCUCGCACAUACAUAAAAUAAUAAUUACACAUCCCACGAGAUAUUAUCUUACAACUCUUGUUUACACAAGGUAUUUGUCUCUCACUAUUAAUUUAGUUUAGUUGUCUUACUGCUGUUAACAAUUCGAGUUUUAUCAGUCCGCGCGUCAUGAUGACACGAGGGGUAAUGAUCCGGAACACGAGUACGUUUAAUAAUGUCUGAUUAAUAACUCAUUUCAAACCGAAAUUGAUUAUAAUAAUAUAAACUGAUUUUGUAGACUUAUGUAGGAUUGGUCAGAAACAUAUUUUACAAAUAAAAAUGGCCAGGCGUUGUAGUGAGGCCGCAAAGUCUGAAGUGUAGCUGUGCGCAUGCGUGUGUGUCGUCGCUCGCGGGUCGAGUUGUUUGAUGUGUUUUGUAGUAAAAUAUACAAAAGAUAAUAUAUAGUUAUUAGAAAGUAAGAUACUAUUGUUCGUGCCAUACUCAUUAGGUAUACUUUUAUUGGAUUGUAUUGGACGGGAGGAUACUUUAGACUUGGUCGCGAAAUCAUUUUAAGAUGUCAAACAGUAAUAAGAGAGUUAAAUGUAGCUUUUCCCUGUCAGAUUGGAUUGUCGAAUGUCUGUGACGUCACUAAUUAGAUUCAAGUUUGAAGUUUAUUUUAUACAGCAUUUGUAAUAUUCAAAAUGAAACUUAAUUGUAUUUACAUUUUCUCUGCAAGCAAGUAUUAAUAUUGUUUUAGGAGAGUAAGGACGUCCACUUCGUGGCGUGGCGUGUAUUGGGCGUUCUUUCAAGACAAUUUUAUGUCUAAUUAAUCGAUUCUUUCCGUGUAAUGAAUACGAAUAAUCAAAUUAUAAAAAACCUUUAUAUUGUGACGUCACUGAUGUAACGGCUUCGUUUGACCAAGUGACACAGAGAGGGUGACUCCAGUGAUUGUAAUCGUAAGAUUUGAAGUGAUUUAUCUAAAUAGAAUUAAUGUAUUACAUUAAGUAUCAGGGUUGGGUAGGAUAGAUAUUAAACGAAAAUAAAAGACUAUUUUACGGCAACUAAAUAAAUAUAUGGAUAUUGUAACAUAGAACUAUUUACAUAAUGUUAAUAGUAAUAGUAACUCAAAAUAGAAGGAUAUAUUUAUUAUUAAAGUAAGUGCUCUACUUACUGUAGCUUAAGGAAGCUGGUGAUAAGCAUUUGUAACGUUUACCUAUUAUUUACAUUCGUUUAUUAGAAAUGAUUACUACAUAUAAGUUAUUAUAUUUUACAUUGUUAGAAAACAAAACUCGCAGCUUUAUAUUUUAAUAUUAUCUGUACAAAAAAGGUACUUACGUGUUACCGCCACCGCAGCCAAAUGAAAACCGGCGAAUGCACCAAUACAGGCUCGGUUAGGUUUUAUUUAUUUCAAUUUAAACUAACCGAUAUUCGCUGAUUUUUAUUUGGCUGCGGUGGCGUUAAAUCGUAAAUGGCCAUAAAAAUAUUAUUGUUUUAUAAUUUUAAGAAAAGAUUGAAUAAAUAAUCGAAUUAUUGCAA
Messenger RNA from Vanessa atalanta (red admiral), 3831 nucleotides. RefSeq names its product hexokinase-2-like. The record is from RefSeq and is a predicted model, not a curated record. Gene Ontology annotation, biological process: glucose 6-phosphate metabolic process; glycolytic process; intracellular glucose homeostasis. Gene Ontology annotation, molecular function: ATP binding; D-glucose binding; fructokinase activity. The transcript is spliced from 11 exons. The coding region runs from base 188 to 1663 and encodes 491 amino acids. Lineage: Eukaryota; Metazoa; Arthropoda; Insecta; Lepidoptera; Nymphalidae. Gene Ontology annotation, cellular component: cytosol; mitochondrion.